AACCUGGGCCCGUUGACGGAGACCUACGGGAUUCCCUUCUACCUGCAGUACCUGGCACACUGGCCCGAGUACUUCAUCGUCGCCGAGGCGCCCGGCGGGGAGCUGAUGGGUUACAUUAUGGGUAAAGCGGAAGGCUCUGUGGCUAGGGAAGAAUGGCAUGGGCAUGUUACCGCGCUCUCUGUUGCACCAGAGUUUCGACGGCUGGGUUUGGCUGCUAAAUUGAUGGAACUACUGGAAGAAAUUUCAGAAAAAAAGGGUGGAUUUUUUGUUGAUCUCUUUGUGAGAGUAUCAAAUCAGGUUGCGGUAAAUAUGUAUAAACAACUAGGCUACAGUGUGUACCGGACAGUAUUGGAGUACUACUCUGCCAGCAGUGGAGAGCCAGAUGAAGACGCUUAUGAUAUGAGAAAAGCUCUUUCCAGAGAUACGGAGAAGAAAUCAAUUAUACCACUGCCUCACCCUGUGAGACCAGAAGACAUAGAGUAACUGUAAGCUGUGAUUCUCAGGCAACUUACUAGGAGUGUCGGGUUCCUUCUCCCCCCAGCCCCCAAGAAUUUACGGAUGAGAAGUCUUAGGCUCAAUGUUUUUCCCCAUGAAAUGCCAAAAAAGCAAUAUUGAGAAGCUUACUAACGCUGUUUCUGUUGGUAAUGGCUGCAUACUCCUGCAUUUACCCCAUUAUUUUUCCCUUCAAAUAUUGGAAAUUCAGAGAGUAUUAAAAUUAAUUACCUCC
Charadrius vociferus (killdeer) is the source of this 727-nucleotide messenger RNA. It is a transcript of the gene NAA20, whose product is annotated as N(alpha)-acetyltransferase 20, NatB catalytic subunit. NCBI's taxonomy places the organism in Eukaryota, Metazoa, Chordata, Aves, Charadriiformes, Charadriidae. Gene Ontology annotation, molecular function: protein-N-terminal amino-acid acetyltransferase activity. Gene Ontology annotation, biological process: N-terminal peptidyl-methionine acetylation. Gene Ontology annotation, cellular component: NatB complex. The transcript is spliced from 5 exons. The record is from RefSeq and is a predicted model, not a curated record. The annotation marks the transcript as partial.